Durusdinium trenchii is the source of this 309-nucleotide messenger RNA. The record is from the annotation of a GenBank genome assembly. NCBI's taxonomy places the organism in Eukaryota, Dinophyceae, Suessiales, Symbiodiniaceae.
AUGAUGGUUUCUUUUUACUUGGAGGCUACAAGAUCAACCACUUGGAUUCCAUCAAGGGUAUGCUGCGGCAUUUUUUGGGAGCGCUACAAGGGGAUAGACGACGUGUGCCCUCAUGAUCCAGAACUGACCAUUCCAUUUUUCCUUCAUGGUGAUGAGGGUCGAGGCCAAUGCCAUCGUCCUGUACUAGUUCUAGCUGCCCAGCCUAUCAUCGGUUGGAAGGGAGAGGAGUGUGUCACAUCUACCCAGCAUACCUUCACAACGCGACUGCUUCUGACAGUCAUCCCUGCGCAGCAUUACGCAGCCAACGGU